Messenger RNA from Panicum virgatum (switchgrass), 1222 nucleotides. RefSeq lists its product as uncharacterized. Lineage: Eukaryota; Viridiplantae; Streptophyta; Magnoliopsida; Poales; Poaceae. Bases 52 to 726 code for a protein of 224 amino acids. The record is from RefSeq and is a predicted model, not a curated record. The transcript has 2 exons.
AACCGAACAACCCUGACCCCUUCGUGUGGAGUGCGAUCCUCUCCAAUUCCCAUGUCCGCACAACCGCAUAAGCAGCACGACGACGGAGGCGGCGGCAAGCCGGCAAGUUCCGGGCCUUCGCUCAUCUUCUCGAAGCCUCGGCGUGGGCACCGGGCGGCGGAUCGAAUGGCGGGUGAGGAGGAGCUCCUCGCCGGCGGGGGCGUGCCCAUCCACCCCCCGCGGCUGGAGGACGCGGGGCUCGAGGACUGCGCGCUCCCGCCGGAGUCCAUCGCCGAGGCCUUCUCCCUCGCCGCCGCGGCCGUCUCCUCCCGCCUCGCCCGCUUCCCCCUCUCCGACGAGGAGGAGGACGAGGAGUACCGCAUCCCGGCGACGCGCGGAGGCGGCUGCGUGGAUGGCGGGGGGCCCGCCCGCGGCGCCGUCCCCGAAACCGACGCCCUUGUCGGCGCCGGCGGCGUCAGGGGCGACGGCGGCGCGGAUGAGGUCGUGGUCGUCGGCGGAGGGCGCGGAGGCGGGUGCGAGGACGCGGUGGUUGUCGGCGGGCGCGGGGAAGAGCAGGAUGGAGUCGUGGUGGUCGGGGAAGGGCGGCGCGGGGAGGAGAAGCUGGGGAAGGAGGAUGGAUGCGUCGAGGGGGUCCGAGAAGGGGUCAGUGAACCGGAGCGCGCGCAAGGCGACGGAGCGGAUGAGGUGGCGGCGGAGGAGGCGAUCUUGGUGCCAGAUUUCGCGUGAGCAGCUCUCGAUUGGUGACUGCUGGACUCGAGCAUGGCGUUCGUAGCUUGGGCCAAGGCAUCGGCUGCUGAUCCCAGUCCCGUUCUAACGGAGGGGCGGACCUAUAAAUCGGAUGUGCCCCGGGCAAACCGGUGUCUGCAGGGACGGAGCCAGCAAACGAAGCCGCCGAUGUCAGUUCUUUGUCACAAUGCUGUCAACUAUAUACAUGAACAGUUCAAAACAUUGAUUGCAAAAUCAUCGAUGUCCUGGGUGUCUGCUCUGCUGUACCUUUUUUUUCUUGAGUUAAAUGGGAUUAUCUGAGCAUCAGCGCUCCAGCCUGGGUCCUGCAUCGGCCGCUGUGUAAAACAAGCACUCGAGAGCACAACUGUUUUUCACUCUAGGGUGUUCCAAUUUUUAUGUCAUGUAUAUUUCUCUUUCACAGGGAAGUAUGGAUCACCAGCUGAGCAUCCUUGUUCUAGGGAUAACUGGAUAAGGGUUUGGAGACACGAGUUAAACA